This is a messenger RNA of Paraglomus brasilianum, 1527 nucleotides long. Lineage: Eukaryota; Fungi; Glomeromycota; Glomeromycetes; Paraglomerales; Paraglomeraceae. The record is from the annotation of a GenBank genome assembly.
AUGAAAUCUGCAAUACAACUGCAACCAAUGCAACAAAACUCCUGUUACCACGGAGAGAAUAUUUCUACUGCCGGCAAGGAACAACUCCUCUCGUCCUCAUUUGCUCCUCCACAGGACACUCGGACGACAUCAGUAUUCGGAAAUGCACUACCCACAGAUUCAAUAUCAGACGAAAUGUCAAUGUCAAGUAUGGGCAGUGAAAGACUGGGAAACGAUUUUCUGGUUUCGAAUAUGGCACAGGGAGAUAUGAGUGAGCCACCACCUUUUGAAGAUUUCAAAUAUGACUGGAAUCUACCAGAUUUGUCUAAUUUUCAAAUUUUUGGACAGAACAAUGACUUUGACCAGAACCAGCAGCUUCUAAGUCCCGCGGAGCAUGACUUCAUCUUCGGAUCAUUCCUUCGUCCCCUUGAAGAAAAUCCCAACUUUAUGUUCAAUCCCGAACUCCCAAACGAUUUACCCCAAUUACCACCUUACCUUCCAUCCAAUGAUAUGAACGAUCCACUCUUCUCGCUUGAUAGUCCCUUUGAAAUUGGACAGUCUAGUUCAUCGUCAUCACACCAACCAACAGUUUCAAGCUCGACAAGCCUAUCACCGCGUACUCAGAAUUUAGUGCUAUCGUCGUCGCCAAAACAGAAGAAUGACCAAUUAGCUUCGGGUGAUCCCAUACCUUCAAUUCCGGCUAAACGCAAAUCGGGUGACGACAUUGACAAAUCCUUAGAAUCAUCACGCCGAGCUUCCAACCCACGAUUAAGUCAAAUUCAGACCAAAUCAUUAUCGCGGCGAAGUUCACAAUCCUCUUCGCCAGCAUCCAGUCCCAAGCCAGAAGAUAUAUCUCCAACGAUGGAAAUUUCGUGUUUAUCUAUCGACGGUGAUAACCGUAAUGGUAACUCAUCUAGGGAAGAUCAUCGUUCUUCUGCAGCUAACGACAAACCCACCACUCCUUCAAGUCCAGCUUCAUCUUCCCAUGAAGUGGAACCGAAACGAGAGCCGCAUGAUUCCUCUGAAUUUGAUGAAACUUCUUCCAAUUUUGAUAACGCAAUAGAUAUGAAAGUAGACGGAAAAUUGAUAUCGGCGAAAUCUUCACGAAAACCAUACAAAGAGCUGUUAACAGAAGAAGAGAAGCGCGCAAACCAUAUUGCAUCAGAACAAAAGCGUCGUAAUACAAUUCGUGCCGGUUUCAAAGAACUUACGGAUAUUAUACCCACGCUGAAGAACGUCAACAAUUCUAAAUCAACCAUUUUAUUUAAAGCAGUUGACUAUAUCAAGUAUCUAGAACGACGAAACAGAAAUUUGAAAGAACGCGCCAACAUAUUGGAAACUCGAGUUGAGUUGGAGCUUCGUUCAGGCAAACGUCUCUUCCCUCACCAUUCUCAUUCCCAUUUUGGCCUCAAUUUCCCUCACGCACGAGUGGGCCCGAUGCCAAUGGGCCCUUCAUACGGCAUGCUACCAAACAUGCUCGGGAUAAAUCAUCCUCAACAACAAAUAAUGCCUCAACAAAUGCAGAAUAUGUACUAUAUGGCCGAUUAA